UUUUUAUUCUAUUGAAACAUCAUGUCUUUGAAAUUGAGUUUAAUUUUUGUCUUCGGACUUCUUGCUGUUUCAAUCAACGCCAAUGUCACUCCAGCAGCCACUAUUCUUCAACAAGCGUUGGCUGAAGCCUACCCAGAUUUUCCUUUGGCUUUGAAAGCCUCCGGAGAAAUAUACAAAGCGAUGGCGAUAGAUGCGUUGAAAGGAGAAGAGGAAAAUGCCAUAGUACCGAUAUGGAAAACAAUCAUCAAGACAUUGACCGAUCCUAAAGGAGCUGAGACUUUCAAGUUGGUCGUAAACAAGAUUAAAAAAAUCAUCGAGGAUGAUAAUGCUCAACAAACCUUGAUCAAUAUCUUUGCAACAUUGUAUACCUGUUUCACAUAUGACGUUGGUGAAAGUGGAAUUCAAUUCCCAUGGAAAGAAUUGAGAAAAAUGAUUAACGGUAAUGGUAAAUCAGUUUUCCCACUGAUGUAUGGUAGAUUUUGGCAAUUAGCUCAAGAUGCGAACACGGGUCCAAAAUUAGCCUUAAUUCUGAAUUCUGGUGAAAACACGUUUGAAAACGUAGAGCAAAAAGUUUUGUAUGGGCAGACUGGAAAAUUAGCAUCGGGAUAUCGAAUGCCUGCCUCUGAAAACGUACCGCUAAAAGACUACUAUGGGCAGACUGACAGAUUAGGAUCGGGAUAUCAGAUGGUUGCCGCUGCUGCCAGAGAUGUUGACGGGUUUGCCGAUGGUAAUUUGAUGCGUUUUGAGGAUACUCAGAAUUAUCAAAAUCAAUAAUAAUCUAGACUAGGUUUGGUUUUUUAAUAAGAAAUGUCUUCUGAUUAUAAAUACAUAAAACUAAAUAAAAUAAAAGCUAUAAAGGAAA
This is a messenger RNA of Planococcus citri (citrus mealybug), 862 nucleotides long. RefSeq lists its product as uncharacterized. NCBI's taxonomy places the organism in Eukaryota, Metazoa, Arthropoda, Insecta, Hemiptera, Pseudococcidae. The record is from RefSeq and is a predicted model, not a curated record. The transcript has 2 exons. Bases 22 to 774 code for a protein of 250 amino acids.